AUGCCGGCGGACGUGGAGCUGCUCUCCGAAACGAACCUUGUUUUCCUUCUUUUUUUCCCUCCGACUCCUCCACCCCGCGGCUUCUCACAGACUAAAGUGGAAGAGAUCGUGCAGGAGGUCUUCAACGCCUACAAGACGAACCAUCACACUCCCCAGUUUGUCCUGCAGCGGGAGAAGCACUUCCACUACCUGAAGCGAGGCCUCCGGCAGCUCACGGAGGCCUACGAGUGCUUGGACGCCAGCCGGCCUUGGCUCUGCUACUGGAUCCUGCACAGCUUGGAGCUGCUGGAGGAGCCCAUCCCCGAGUCGGUCACCUCCGA
Tinamus guttatus (white-throated tinamou) is the source of this 320-nucleotide messenger RNA. Lineage: Eukaryota; Metazoa; Chordata; Aves; Tinamiformes; Tinamidae. The record is from RefSeq and is a predicted model, not a curated record.